Vigna radiata var. radiata (mung bean) is the source of this 681-nucleotide messenger RNA. Its product is annotated as hypersensitive-induced response protein-like protein 1. The coding region runs from base 160 to 681 and encodes 173 amino acids. The record is from RefSeq and is a predicted model, not a curated record. NCBI's taxonomy places the organism in Eukaryota, Viridiplantae, Streptophyta, Magnoliopsida, Fabales, Fabaceae. The transcript is spliced from 6 exons.
ACAGAUACCUCAUGACUUAUGGUAGUGAUGAAUAUGUCAAGAAUACCAAGUAUCUGUCUACUCGCAGUGUUCAAGAGCUCCUUCUUGCUAAUAAUUUAAGCAAGAGCUCCUACAGCUCUCUCAUGUCAGACUUCCUUUCCAAGCCUCCAUCUUUAAGCAAUGGGGAAUAUUUUGUGCUGUGUGAAAGUUGAGCAAUCUACAGUUGCUAUAAAAGAAGGAUUUGGACGAUUUGAGAAGGUGCUUCAGCCAGGAUGCCAUUGGAUGCCAUGGUUCCUUGGGAAACAACUUGCUGGUCAUCUCUCUCUUCGACUACAACAAUUAGAUCUUCGUUGUGAGACCAAGACAAAGGAUAACGUCUUUGUCAAUGUUGUUGCCUCAAUUCAAUAUCGUGCCCUGGCUGAGAAGGCCAAUGAUGCUUUUUACAGACUUAGCAAUACAAAGACGCAAAUUCAGGCAUAUGUUUUUGAUGUAAUUAGGGCAAGUCUUCCAAAGCUCAACUUGGAUGAUGCUUUUGAGCAGAAAAAUGAAAUUGCCAGAGCUGUGGAAGAAGAACUUGAGAAGGCUAUGUCAGCUUACGGGUUCGAAAUUGUUCAAACACUGAUUGUUGAUAUAGACCCAGAUGAUCGUGUGAAGCGAGCUAUGAAUGAAAUCAAUGCCGGUUUGAUUGUAACGCAGUGCUAA